Molecule: messenger RNA, 2228 nt
Organism: Medicago truncatula (barrel medic)
Lineage: Eukaryota; Viridiplantae; Streptophyta; Magnoliopsida; Fabales; Fabaceae
Product: rust resistance kinase Lr10
Exons: 2
Coding region: 327-2102 (591 amino acids)
Biological process (GO): protein phosphorylation
Molecular function (GO): protein kinase activity; ATP binding
Source: RefSeq, a predicted model, not a curated record
GACUUCUCCAACAAAUAUUUUUCCAUACACACUACCCUCGAUUAAUAAUUAAGACACUCAAAUAUCUAUGUUGGUGACUCAUUCUACCAUUUGGGUCUUGUAAGUUUAAUUCAGCCGCUAGACUAUUCUCACCCCAAUAAAUGAGGCACUAGACUAGUAGGAAACUGUCUUUCUAAGGAUCAAAGUCAUUAUAGCAUUGACCUGGCCUUGGAAAUUUUGGUUGUCUAGCACUUCGAUUUACCCUUGGAGGAAUAUGCAAAUUAAUGAUAAAUAGCUAAGAGGAUCAAACACGACACAAACCUCAGUCACACAUAGAAAGAUACAAAAUGAUUUGCAGUCACAUUACUUUUUCCUUGAUGAUCAUGAUAACAAUAACAUUAGUGCUAAUACCGCUUCUUGGGAAUGCCCAGAAAAUCCCUACUAUUGGAUGUCCCUUCAAUUUAUCAUGUAACCAUCAUAACAAGAAGAUUCUUGAAAUACCUUCUUAUCCAAUUCCUAUAAAACUCCUCAUAAAUCACAUUAACUACACAUCGCAAGUAUUAGAAGCAAGUGAUCCUGAAAAUUGUCUUCCACGACUCUUGUUACUUCAGUCAGAUUUCACUUCAUCAAUAUUUCCUUUUCGGAUUAUUGAUGGUUCUGAGUUACCACCGAUAUACAAUGAGUUUACCAAUAUUAGUUUCUUUGAUUGUUCUUCACUUGGACAACGCUAUCUAAAAAACGACGGCCCAAUGAAUGGAGAUGAGCAGCAGGACAUGAUUUCUUGUCCAAUUUAUAUGGCAGCAUUUGACGACGAUAUGGUUAAAUUGAAUCUUGUAUUCUGCACCAAAUUGUCUCAACGAGUUUCACCCCUUAUUCUUCCGGCAGAAUAUUCUAAUGGGUAUACGAUACGACAAACCUCAAUCUCAUUAUCAUGGUCGGAAACAAAUCUUGACAAUGGAUGUUUUAAAUGCAAGAACAAAUCAAAGAAGAUAAUUUUAUCCUCUGCAGGUGCAAUGAUUGGCUCAACUGUGCUUGUUCUUGUAUUUGGAUUUAUUUUUCAAAUAUAUCGCUAUUUUAAGAUGAAAAGCGAAGAUCAUACAAGAAUUGAAAACUUUUUGAAGGAUUACAGGGCUUUAAAGCCAACUAGGUUCUCUUAUGCAGACUUAAAGAGAAUUACAAAUAAAUUUAAAGAUAAGAUAGGCGAAGGGGCUCAUGGAGCUGUUUAUAAAGGUAAGUUAUCGAACCAAAUUCUAGUAGCCGUGAAGAUUCUUAAUAAUACAAAGGAAGAUGGGAAGGAAUUCAUAAAUGAAGUGGGAACCAUGGGCAAAAUUCACCAUCUCAAUGUCGUUCGUUUGCUUGGCUUCUGCGCAGAUGGUUUUCGUCGUGCUUUAGUCUAUGACUUUUUUUCAAAUGGUUCGUUGCAGAAAUUCAUUUCUCCCGCGAACAGCAAAGAUGAUUUCCUUGGAUGGGAUAAGUUGCAAAAAAUUGCUCUAGGCAUAGCAAAUGGUAUUGAGUAUCUCCACCAAGGUUGUGAUCAAAGAAUUCUACACUUUGACAUCAAUCCUCAUAAUGUCUUGUUAGAUGACAAUUUCACUCCCAAAAUUACAGAUUUUGGUUUGGCCAAGAUAUGUUCAAAAAAUCAAAGUAUCGUAUCCAUGACUGCAGCUAAGGGAACAUUAGGCUACAUGGCACCUGAAGUUUUUUCAAGAAACUUUGGUAAUGUCUCUUAUAAGUCUGAUAUAUACAGUUACGGUAUGUUAUUGUUGGAAAUGGUUGGAGGAAGAAAGAAUACAAAAACAAUUAGUGGCGAAGAAAAUAUACAAGUUGAGUAUCCAGACUGGAUCCACAAUUUGCUUGAAGGAGGAGAUAUACAUAUCCCUAUUGAUGAAGAGGGAGAUUUUAGAAUUCCAAAAAAAUUGGCAACUGUGGGACUAUGGUGUAUCCAAUGGCACCCUUUGCACCGUCCGACAAUGAAAUAUGUGAUACAAAUGCUUCAAGGAGAGGGGGACAAGUUAAAAGUGCCUACUAAUCCGUUCGGACCAACAACUACAACUAAUACAAAUGCUAAUAUUGUUGCAGAACGUAUGAAUUUGGAGCUGGAGGUGAUUGAAGAAUUAGAAUAAAUAUAUAUUAAUUAUACAUAUGUAUUGAAUAAUUGUUCAUUGUCAAUGACUUGUUACUUGUUAAUAAAGUAUUAUAUUUGUGAAUUUGGGUAUUUAUAAUUGAAAUGUCAUAUGAAAGUUUUAGUA